UUAUGUGCUUCGCCUUUGGAAAAAACCAUUUCGAAACUUGUCAUUGCAUAUUAACUGCAUCGGUUACAAUCAAAAAUACAUCGAGGGUUACAGAGAAAACUCUUUUCUCGGAGGAAAUUGUAUCGAUAUCAAGCCGAUAAAGAGAACAGCGAGUUUUCUAUUCCUAUUCAUUUUUAACAGCGCAAGCGCGCGAUUCGAGAAAACUUUUCGACGACUCGAUCAGUCGUCGACGAAACUAGCAUCAGUGGCUCUCUGACACUCGACAUUCCAUUAUGAAGACGGGAAACAUCGUGGAGACAUUCAACAACGCGAGUUACAAAAGCGAUCUAAGGUUCAACGUUCGACUGAACGUGUUGACUUUGAGAACGAUUGGAACCUGGCCAAGAUUUCUCGAUCAUUCUUGGCGGGAAACGAUGGAACACAUAUUCUUAAAUCUUCUCUGUUACGGUCUGCUUGGGUUCAUCUUGAUCCCUGGAUUCAUGUGCUUUGCCCUCGAGAUCACGGAUUUUUACAACCAGAUGAAACUCGGUAGCGCGCUCAGUUUCUUUCUAAUGGCGGUGAUGAAAUAUUGCGUGUUCAUUAUGCGCGAGGAUGACAUACGUAGAUGCGUGAAACUCAUCGAAGAUGACUGGAGAAACGUGAAACACAACGAGGAUCGUAAAAUUAUGUUGGAUAACGCGAGUUUCUGUCAACGACUUAUCAUAAUUUGUAGCGCUUUCAUGUACGGCGGCGUGGUCUUCUAUUACAUCGCAUUGCCACUCACUCGAGCAAAGAUUGUAGAAGAGGGUGGCAACUUGACAUACACGAGACUUGUUUACCCUUUUCCUAGGGUAAUCGCGGACGCCCGGUGCAGUCCCAUCAAUGAAAUUUUCUAUACGAUACAGUUAUUGUCUGGCUUUGUUGCUCAUGAUAUCACGGUUGCCGCUUGCGGUUUGGCUGCCCUUCUUGCGAUGCACGCGUGCGGUCAGUUACAGGUUUUGAUGUCUUGGCUGGAGAAAUUGGUAGACGGAAGAGAAAACGAUGACGAGAGUUUGGAUCAGAGGCUGGCCAAUAUCGUGGAACAACAUGUUCGGAUAAUCGACUUCAUAGCUUUGACCGAGGAUCUCCUGCGUGAGAUAUCGUUGGUAGAAGUCGUGGGUUGCACUAUAAAUAUAUGCUUCCUUGGGUAUUAUUCGAUGACGGAAUGGGACUCUAAUCAUCCUGUUAGAGGUUUUACGUACAUAAUAUUGCUGACAUCCGUCACGUUUAACAUUUUCAUAUUCUGUUACAUCGGUGAGGUCUUAGCAGAGCAGACGGUAAAAGUCGGCCAAAAAUCUUACAUGAUUGAUUGGCAUCGAAUGCCUUGGAAGAAAAGCCUCGUCGUUCCUUUGAUGAUUUCGAUGUCUCGUUCCACUACCAAAAUCACUGCUGGCAAUAUGGUCGAGCUUUCUAUCAGUAGUUUCGGUAAUGUCAUCAAGACUUCAUUCGCGUACUUGAACAUGCUACGAACACUCACUACCUACAUGCAAACGUCGAACAUAAACAAUAAAAAAUUCCGUAUAACGGACUACGAGUACGAAAAAAACGUGAAUUUAAGUAUCCAAUGGAAUCUUUGGUUAUUAAAAUCCAUAGGCCUUUGGCCAUAUUCAAAUUCCAUUUCAAGAAACCGACGAUACUUCUACUGGUUCAUAAAUAUCACUUGUUACAGUCUGAUCAGUUUUCUCUUUAUCCCCUGCGUCUUAUACGUUUUCCUCGAAAUAGAAGAUACUUAUGGUAAACUGAAACAAUUCGGCCCCCUGAUUUUCUGCGCGAUGGCGUUCGCGAAAUACUAUUCUUUGAUCGUCCACAAAGCUGACAUUCGUGAAUGCUUGGAACGAAUCAAAUGGGAUUGGAAGAACAUGACAAACAGAGAGGAUCGCGAAAUCAUGACAGUGAACGCGAGUUUCGGACGAAAAUUGGUGGUCGUCUGCACCUUAUUCAUGUACAGUGGCUUCGUAUUUUAUUAUAUCGCUAUACCUAUUAGCGUGGGCAAAGUAGCAGCAGAAAAUGAAAGUCUUACUUUCAUCCCACUGGUGUUCCCAUUUUCAAGGUUUAUCGUUGACACGCGUUAUAGUCCUACGAAUGAGAUCGUUUUUUCGAUUCAAUUGGUGGCUGGUUGUCUGAUGCAUAGUAUAACAUCAGCGGCUUGCAGUUUAGCGGCUGCUUUCGCGGUUCACGCUUGCGGUCAGAUGCAGGUGUUGAUGAAUUGGUUGAAGCAUCUCGUAGACGGUCGAUCGGAUAUGAGUGAACGUAUAGAUGGUAGAAUCGCUGACAUCGUGUGUCAACAUGUCCGAAUCCUAAAAUUUUUGACGCUCAUAGAAAAUACAAUACAGCAAAUUUCUUUCGCCGAGUUUUUAGGAUGUACACUAGAUAUAUGUUUCGUUGGAUAUUACGUAAUCAUGGAACUGAAAUCGAACGACGUCACGAGCGCCCUAACUUAUAUGAUUUUACUUAUAUCGAUUACAUUCAAUAUUUUCAUAUUUUGUUAUAUAGGCGAGAUCGUGACUGAGGAGUGUAGGAAAAUUGGCGAAACGUCGUACAUGAUUGAAUGGUAUCGAUUGCAAGGGAACAAGAAGCUUUGUUGCGUUUUGAUUAUCGCUAUGUCGAAUUGUACGAUAAAAUUGACGGCUGGGAACAUCGUAAACCUAACUAUCAACACGUUCGCUGAUGUUGUUAAAACGGCAGUCACUUUUUUAAACGUACUACGAAAAACGAUUUAAAUGGUUAUUUCUUAAUGUGAACAUAUUUUUUAUAAUCGUUGAUAUAUAUCCUUAAAAAAAAAAUCUUUACUGUUAUAUCACACGAUUUUCAGUGUGUUUUACAUGUUCGAUGUUACUUGUGGUUGUUGUUACUUGUCUUCAAUGUUAUACAUUUUUUGUACUGUUUAGGGUGAAUGAAAAUGCA
Messenger RNA from Bombus pyrosoma, 2922 nucleotides. RefSeq lists its product as uncharacterized. Bases 273 to 2738 code for a protein of 821 amino acids. NCBI's taxonomy places the organism in Eukaryota, Metazoa, Arthropoda, Insecta, Hymenoptera, Apidae. The record is from RefSeq and is a predicted model, not a curated record. Gene Ontology annotation, cellular component: plasma membrane. The transcript has 10 exons. Gene Ontology annotation, biological process: detection of chemical stimulus involved in sensory perception of smell; sensory perception of smell. Gene Ontology annotation, molecular function: olfactory receptor activity; odorant binding.